Molecule: messenger RNA, 4869 nt
Organism: Salvia miltiorrhiza (redroot sage)
Lineage: Eukaryota; Viridiplantae; Streptophyta; Magnoliopsida; Lamiales; Lamiaceae
Exons: 3
Coding region: 110-4789 (1559 amino acids)
Molecular function (GO): protein binding
Source: RefSeq, a predicted model, not a curated record
CAAUCAAAUUAAUCUGCUUUUGCACUUAUCAUCAUACACAUUUUUUAUUCAUCUCAUCUCUUCGAAACCUUCUGCAAAAUUAUCGCAUAAAAAGAAAAAUACAGUGAGAAUGUGGCGGAAUCACGCUGCCAUGAUUUUGGGAAGAAUUAUCUCCAAUUCUUCAUUCAAUUCAUCCACUCUCCCCAUUGCUUCGUUUCUUGUCAAACCCAGAUUCAAUUUUGAUAAUCUCACCCACCAAAUUAAAUACUUCUCCGCCUAUCCCAGAUUCGAUUUUGGAUCUAUACGUGAGCCCAAUGAUGCCGUCGCUCUAUUUGGGGAGAUGGUGAGGACUCAACCACGCCCAUAUGUUACUGUUUUCAAUAAAUUGUUGAGUGUUGUGGUGAAGAUGAAACAAUACUCUCUUGGCCUUCAUCUGUUCGACGAAAUGCUUAAGAGAAAUGCUCCUGUAAAUCACUACACGUUGAGUAUUGCAAUUGAUGGCUGUUGCCGACUGAAAAGACCUGAUUUUGGGUUUGCCAUCUUAGGCAUUUUUUUCAAGCGUGGGUACGAGCCUGAUGUUGUAACCUUUAACAUUCUCGUGAAAGGCCUUCUGUUGGUUGGAAGGAUUCCAGAGGCAGCGAAAGUGUUGGGGAAGCUGUCGGCCUUCCAUUUAUGUGAGCCCAAUGAAUAUACGUAUAAUACUAUAAUUAAUGGAUUAUGCAAAGCUGGGGAUAUUCUCCAAGCGAUUGAGUUGCUCUGCUUAUUGGAAAAGGGAAAAGGGAGCUGCAAACAACCUGAUGUCUAUGCGUAUAACAUAGUCAUUGAUGCUCUAUGCAAGGAAGGAAAGGUGGACGAAGCUCUCCAACUCUUCUCCACUUUGGGUGAUAAGGGGAUUUCACCCAAUAUUGUGACAUAUAAUUCAAUAGUUGACGGGUUAUGCAAUCAUCGUAGAGAGGAUGAGGCUGAGGACAUUUUUAAGAAGAUGAUUGUCUGCCCAGAUGUGGUGACGUGUAAUAUCUUUGUGGAUGCUUGGUGCAAAGAUGGAAAGGUGGAAGAAGCCGAGCAUAUGUUGGUAUCUAUGAAGGAGAUUGAUGUUCACCCCAACAUUGUCACAUACAAUGCAUUGAUUAAUGGGUAUUGCUUGCAAGGGAAAAUGGAUGAAGCCGGACGCAUUUUCCAACUGGCAGUGAACUCUGGAAUCAAGCCCAAUAUCAUCAGCUACAAUAGAUUGAUGAACGGCUAUUCCAAAAUGGGGCGAGUCGAUGAAGUUUUACGUCUUUUCGCCAUAAUGCCCGCCAAAAGGUUAGAGCGCAAUGUGGUUUCUUAUAACAUAAUGCUGCAUGCCUUAUUUUGUGAAGGCAAGUGUGAAGACGGCUUGAAGCUGUUCAAAGAGAUGGAAGCUCUACAAGUGUCUCCGGAUAUCAAGACUUACAAUAUCUUGUUGGAUGGUUUGUGUGGAGCUCAUCAUAUUGCUGAAGCAUUUUCAAUGUUGCAUACCAUGGAAGAUAAAGGCUUCAUUCCAGACAUAGUAGCAUACAAUGCUCUCAUUGAGGGAUUGUGCAACGACAACAGAGUCGGAGAAGCAAAGGAUUUGUUUGACGAGCUUCCAUCCAAAGGUUUGCAGCCUGAUGUCAUAACAUAUAAUAUUCUCAUUGGUGCACUUUGCAAAGAAGGGCAUAUAGCGGAGGCUAAGGAUAUGUUCCAUGAGCUUCCAUCCAAAGGUUUGCAGCCUGACGUCAGAACGUAUAAUAUUCUCAUUGCUUCACUUUGCAAAGAAGGCCAGAUAGAGGAGUCUAAGGAUCUGUUCCAUGAGCUUCCAUCCAAAGGUUUGCAGCCUGACGUCAUAACGUAUAAUAUUCUCAUUGCUUCACGUUGCAAAGAAGGCCAGAUAGAGGAGGCUAAGGAUCUGUUCCAUGAGCUUCCAUCCAAAGGUUUGUUGCCUAGUGUCAUAACAUAUACAAUCCUUAUCGGUGCACUUUGUGAGGAAGGGCAAAUAGAGGAGGCUAAGGAUUUGAUGACGCAAAUGGUAAACAACGGUUGCUUGCCUAAUAGUGUGACAUACAAUGUUUUCGUUCAAGGUCUUCUCAAAAGGAACAAGAUGCAUGAUGCUAUACAACUGUUGGAAGAGAUGGAUUCAAGGGGAUUCACACUUGACAAAACUGCAUAUUCGAUGUUGAUCGAACCUAUGAAAAGAGAAGGUAGAGAUAGCGUUCUAGUUGAUAAGGUUAAGAAAUUCAUACCAAAGGACUUCUAUUCUAGAAUCCUUGCCGUUAAGGUUUUUCCGAAGCCCUUUAGUUUGUUUUUGCCUUCAACGGGUUUUUCUUUGCACUGCGAAUUCCCCCAAACUCGUUUUUCAGUCUUCUUCUCACAAAACCCUAUCUCUCCAUCUUCAACAGCGACCUUCCCCAAUUCUUCAGCUUCCAACUUCAGCGGUCACAGCUACAAAACUAUCCCAAGAAUGAGGUCGAACUCCGCCGCCAUGUUUCUGGGUAGAAUUUUGUCGAAUUCUUCAUCUAAAUUCUCCACCUUUGCCAUCGCUUCUCGACAUUAUCAAUCAUUUCUUGUACCCAGUUUUAAUUUUGAUAAUGCCAGCUGCCAAAUCAGACAAUUCUCCGCCUAUCCCAGAUUCGAUUUUGGAUCUCUGCGUGAGCCCAACGAUGCCGUCGAUCUAUAUCGGAAUCUGGUAAGCACGGAGCCGCUUCCUUCUGUUAAGCUUUUCAAUAAACUGUUGAGUGUUGUGGUGAAGAUGAAAGAAUACUCUCUUGCCCUUGAUCUGUUCGACAAAUUGCUUAAGAGGGAUAUUCCUAUAAAUCACUACACGUUGAGUAUUGCGAUUGAUGGCUGUUGCCGACUGAAAAGACCUGAUUUUGGGUUUGCGAUCUUAGGCCUUUUUUUCAAGCGUGGGUACGAGCCUGAUGUUGUAACCUUUAACAUUCUCAUCAAGGGCCUUCUGUUGGUUGGAAGGAUUCCAGAGGCAGCUAAAGUGUUGGGGAAGCUGUCGGCUUACCAACUGUGCGAGCCCGAUAAAUAUACGUAUAAUACUAUAAUUAAUGGAUUAUGCAAAGCUGGGGAUAUUCUCCAGGCGAUUGAGUUGCUCUGCUCAUUGGAAAAGGGAAAAGGGAACUGCAAACCCGAUGUCUAUGCAUACAACAUAGUCAUUGAUGGUCUAUGCAAGGAAGGAAAGGUGGACGAAGCUCUCCAACUCUUCUCCAGUUUGGGUGAUAAGGGGAUUUCACCCGAUAUUGUGACAUAUAAUUCAAUAAUCGAGGGGUUGUGCAAUCAUCGUAGAGAGGAUGAGGCUGAAGACAUUUUCAAGAAGAUGAUUGUCUGCCCAGAUGUGGUGACGUGUAAUAUCUUUGUGGAUGCUUGGUGCAGAGAUGGAAAUGUGGAAGAGGCCGAGCAUUUGUUGGUAUCCAUGAAGGUGAUUGAUGUUCACCCCAACAUUGUCACAUACAAUGCAUUGAUUAAUGGGUAUUGCUUGCAAGGGAAUAUGGAUGAAGCCGGACGCAUUUUCCAAUUGGCAGUGAACUCUGGAAUCAAGCCCGAUAUCAUCAGCUACAAUAGCUUGAUGAACGGCUAUUCCAAAAUAGGGCGAGUCGAUGAAGUUUCACGUCUUUUCGCCAUAAUGCCCGCCAAAAGGUUAGAGCGCAAUGUGGUUUCUUAUAACAUAAUGCUGCAUGUCUUAUUUUGUGAAGGCAAGUGUGAAGACGGCUUGAAGCUGUUCAAAGAGAUGGAAGCUCUACAGGUGUCUCCGGAUAUCAAGACUUACAAUAUCUUGUUGGAUGGUUUGUGUGGAGCUCAUCAUAUUGCUGAAGCAUUUUCAAUGUUGCAUACCAUGGAAGAUAAAGGCUUCAUUCCAGACAUAGUAGCAUACAAUGCUCUCAUUGAGGGAUUGUGCAACGACAACAGAGUCGGAGAAGCAAAGGAUUUGUUUGACGAGCUUCCAUCCAAAGGUUUGCAGCCUGACAUCAUAACAUAUAAUAUUCUCAUUGAGGGAUUAUGCAACGACAACAAAAUCGGAGAUGCAAAGGAUUUGUUUGACGAGCUUCCGUAUAAAGAUUUGCAGCCUGGCGUCAUAACAUAUAACAUUCUCAUUGGUGCACAUUGCAAAGAAGGGCAGAUAGAGGAGGCUAAGGAUCUGUUCCACGAGCUUCCAUCCAAAGGUUUGCAGCCUGACGUCAUAACGUAUAAUAUUCUCAUUGCUUCACGUUGCAAAGAAGGCCAGAUAGAGGAGGCUAAGAAUCUGUUCCAUGAGCUUCCAUCCAAAGGUUUGCAGGCUGAUGUCAUAACGUAUAAUAUUCUCAUUGGUGCACUUUGCAAAGAAGGGCAUAUAGCGGAGGCUAAGGAUAUGUUCCAUGAGCUUCCAUCCAAAGGUUUGCAGGCUGACGUCAUAACGUAUAAUAUUCUCAUUGCUGCACUUUUCAAAGAAGGCCAGAUAGAGGAGGCUAAGGAUCUGUUCCAUGAGCUUCCAUCCAAAGGUUUGUUGCCUAGUGUCAUAACAUAUACAAUCCUUAUCGGUGCACUUUGUGAGGAAGGGCAAAUGGAGGUGGCUAAGGAUUUGAUGACGCAAAUGGUAAACAACGGUUGCUUGCCUAAUAGUGUGACAUACAAUGUUUUCGUUCAAGGUCUUCUCAAAAGGAACAAGAUGCAUGAUGCUAUACAACUGUUGGAAGAGAUGGAUUCAAGGGGAUUCACACUUGACAAAACUGUAUAUUCGAUGUUGAUCGAACCUAUGAAAAGAGAAGGUAGAGAUAGCGUUCUAGUUGAUAAGGUUAAGAAACUCGUACCAAAGGACUUCUAUUCUAGUUAGGUGUUAUGUUGUGUUUGAAGGUCAAGAAUUAUUUCAAUAGAAAUUAAGGGGAAACUACAAUUGCUUAUUUGUUUAUUUAA